UGAGUUGUUUCUGAGUCUCACUCCUCAGGUAUGUGUGAAAUCGUUUCUGGUUGAUGUUCACGAUAUAUUUAGUGCAUUCAGUGGCCGGUGAGAGAUCCGUCACCUUAAUGCUACAUUCUCAUACCCUGUGAAUAUAAAACCCCCACCUCAGACCUGCUGCCGUUAUUUGUCUGUUGUGUUGUAGCCCAGAUUGAACCCGUCCAGAGCCAUGGCCAUGCUCAGAGUGUCGUCUUACCGCAAGCUGUUUGAGGAUGAUGGCUGGAGUCGAACUGGAGGGUUGAGUGUGCAGUGUGCAGGGCAGUACCGGGCCGCCGUCAGGGUUGCGGCCGUUGACGAGUGUGACUGUGACAAGUUAGACUUCGUAGCUGCCAAGGAGCUCAACAAGGAGGGUCUGACCCGGUUUGUCCAGGACCGAACCAUCAUUGCUGCCCUCAACAACCGCCUGGUCAGGCUCAUUGAACUGGCCCAUUGUUUCGAGGAGGAGAACGAGUCUCUUGAAUGUCAGAUUGUUGAUCUGGAGGAGAAGCUGAACAAUCGACAAGCCUCCUCCGGCAUCACCUCCGCUGUGGCCAAGCCCGACUACAGUCUGGAUGCAGUGGUGGAGAGACUGCGCAGGCAGAGGGAUGAGAUUCUGUGUCGCACCGAGGAGCUGCAGAAGGAGCUAGAGCGUCUGAUGAAAGAGUACGAGAAGGCAGCACAGCAGAGGAUCCUCCUGCAGCAGGGACGACAACAUGUUGCUGAGGAAGUCGAUGCUGUGGCAGCAGAGUGUUUGGCGCUGAGGGAGCAAGUGGCUAUCUACGAGGAGCAGCUGGCCAACAUGGAGGCACAGCACACAACGGAGGUGGAGAGUCUGCUGGAGCCGGCUGAAGGGACUGCAGGGGCGGUGGCGGCUAUUAAAUUUGGCAGCCCUGACAUCACUCCGGCCCUGGAUGUAAAGGAGUACUACUGCCAGCUGGCUGAGAGCCUCCAGUACCAGUGUGGUGCAGCCUCCUCCGCUGUGGUUCGCCAUGGUGAUGGAAAACAACUGGAAGUGGGAGGAGCUGCAGGGUCAGCGGUCAAAGACUUGUCAGAGAUAAAGGACGUUGGCGAGAUGAAGAUGCUGAUUUCAGAGCUAGAAAAGGAGCUGGCAGAGCUGGAGAAGUGUAACGAGGAGCUGGAGGACGAGGUCGAGAUGAAGAAAGCGGCAUACAUGGACGAGAUCGCUGAGCUGGAGUGUACUAUAGAUGAAAUGCGGCACCAGGAGGCCGACUUCCAACUGCAGAUGAAAGAGCAGUGUGAGGACUACAAGGAGCUACUCAAUGAGAAUAUGGCCAGAGACAUGGAGAUUACCGCCUACAGGAGUCUGGUGGAGAACGAGGAGGAGAGGCUGUACUGCCUGUGACUCGAAGCCGGAGAGUCAGAUUGGCAGGAUGCUCCCUCUCACAUGGAUCAGAAAACAGACCAAAGUGAAAAACACACCGAAACCAGCACUAGGAUGAAGCUAAAGGUACCAACGCUGCAGUUAAAGCAGAACUUAUCAUGACAGAUUAAUGCCGUCUGGAGGCCUUAAGCCGGGCCAUUGAUAACAGGUCGCUGCCCGAUGACCCCGAGACUCCAAGAAAGAUGGAGCUGUCUAAAAGAGUUUGGGAGGAUCGGGGCCGCGCCGUGAGAGUGUAUCCAUUCAGUGUCUGGCAGGGAUAUUUCCUUAAGUGGGUUUUAUCUUUACCAGCUCACUGAUAUGAUUCAUAAAUGUUUUGUCGCCUCUUUGUUGAACACACACGAGUUAAACUUUGCGGCUCCGUGAAGUCAUCUCCCCUCUGAUCCCACCUCAUCCAUCACUCAAACUCUGUCUGAUUACAGGCUCUUAACCCUCGACCCCGUCACUGUUAACAAACAUAUAGACAGCUCUCCGUUUGGUAACUAAAAACAUCCCGCCUUCCUUCUGCUUUUACAGUCAUGUUUUGUUUUACGUAUAACUGACUGUCAGUGUGCGGUGCUCUGUUUGCUUUUCAAAUGGUUCAUGAAGUUGUUUUCUCUCACAAAAUGAGCACCUGGAUGUUUCGACAAGAGAAGCCGGUGUGAUUCAUUAUUUCUUCUUUGAAAACCAACGGCCCAAAUUUGCUGUCGUUUCAGAAAUAAGCAUUCGGUAAUACAUUCCUCUGUAAUCUUUUCCUUAUUUUCUACAUGACUUUCAAGAUGUCUGUGAUAAAUCAU
Messenger RNA from Plectropomus leopardus (leopard coralgrouper), 2193 nucleotides. It is a transcript of the gene vimr2, whose product is annotated as vimentin-related 2. Gene Ontology annotation, molecular function: structural constituent of cytoskeleton. NCBI's taxonomy places the organism in Eukaryota, Metazoa, Chordata, Actinopteri, Perciformes, Serranidae. Gene Ontology annotation, biological process: intermediate filament organization. The record is from RefSeq and is a predicted model, not a curated record. Gene Ontology annotation, cellular component: cytoplasm; intermediate filament.